UUGGAAAGAUAGCGAGGAGGAGGAGGAGGAGGAGAGGCAGCAGGAAACCCAGCCCACCCUUUGGUUUCCUCCUGCCUCCUUCUAAAACCUGCAGAUUCCUCCAGCCCGUCCAAGCGCCUGAAGUUUCCUCAGCCGUGCUGCCGGGACUGCGAGGGUCUGCUGAAAGAUGAGGGCCUGGAUUUUUUUCCUUCUCUGCCUGGCAGGCAAAGCCCUGGCAGCUCCGCAAGAGGCUCUGCCCGAUGAGACAGAGGUCAUCGAAGACCCCACCACAGAGGAGCCUGUGGGGGCCAACCCUGUCCAGGUGGAGGUGGGAGAGUUCGAGGAACCCACAGAAGAUGUAGAGGAGAUUGUUGCAGAGAACCCUUGCCAGAACCACCACUGCAAGCACGGCAAGGUGUGCGAGGUGGAUGACAACAACUCACCCAUGUGUGUGUGCCAGGACCCCUCCAGCUGCCCAGCCACCGCUGGCGUCUUCGAGAAGGUCUGUGGCACCGACAACAAGACCUAUGACUCCUCCUGCCAUUUCUUUGCCACCAAGUGCACCUUGGAGGGAACCAAGAAAGGACACAAGCUGCACCUGGACUACAUUGGGCCUUGCAAAUUCAUCCCUGCCUGCCUGGACACAGAGCUGACCGAGUUCCCCCUGCGCAUGCGGGACUGGCUCAAGAACGUGCUGAUCACCCUGUACGAGCGCGAUGAGGACAACAACCUCCUGACCGAGAAGCAGAAGCUCAAGGUGAAGAAGAUCCACGAGAAUGAGAAGCGCCUGGAGGCUGGUGACCACACCAUGGAGCUGCUGGCCCGUGACUUUGAGAAGAACUACAACAUGUACAUCUUCCCCGUGCACUGGCAGUUCGGGCAGCUGGACCAGCACCCCAUUGAUGGGUACCUGUCCCACACCGAGCUGGCCCCACUCCGUGCCCCCCUCAUCCCCAUGGAGCACUGCACCACCCGCUUCUUCGAGGCUUGUGACCUGGACAACGACAAGUACAUCGCCCUGGAGGAGUGGGCCAGCUGCUUCGGCAUUAAGGAGCAGGACAUAGACAAGGAUCUUGUGAUCUAAACCCCCAGCUUCCGUCUCUGCUGCCAACUUUGUCUUGUUUUAACCUUCCCACUUCCUUCGGUUUUUGAACCGCUUUUGUUUUGUUUUGUUGUUGUUUUUUUUUUUUUUCCCUGGGAACAAGGUGCUAAUAUAGAUCUAAACAUACGUAGUAACGGUGCUAAGAGAAGUAACAGCCCUCCCUUCAUAGCCUAAUCUAUUACCACUAGAUUACUCACUUGGCUAUUUCCACAAGCCUUUCCACCAGCCCUUUCUCUCUCCCACCUGUCUAUACCAUUGACCGACCCUGUUCCUGUCCUAAAUAUCCCCUCGGGCUCUCUAUCCUUGAUUGACUGCUCUUAACUUCUAACUAACAGCACGUUCUUGGACACGCCAACGUAGUGGCAAAGCCCUCUCAGCUGCUCCUCCACCCCCAGUCACAGACCCAGCGAAGGAAGGCAGAGCCAGAGGAUGUAGGAAGAUUGGGCUUUUCGAGCAGAGCAGCUCUGGGUGACAUUGUGGUCACCCGGCUUAUGGUAGGAGGAGGAUGGAAAGGAGUGAGAAAGACAUCGAGUGGCAGGAUUUCGUUUUUCCUUUUUUUUUUUCUUCCCUUUUUCCAUUCCCAGGGCUUGAAUUUAACAAUCAUUGGGCACAAAAGAAAGAAAAAAAAAAAAAAAAAAAAAAAAAAAAAAAAAGGGCUAGUCCAACAAACGAAUAGGAAAGCGCACAAAAUUUAAAACAAAUAAAAUGAAACGCUUCCCAUCCUGUAAAAUCCCCUCGAAAAAUAAAGGUUUGAAAGUGCUAUGUGCUUUACCAUGACUCACCCAUCGUACUGCUGUUGUGUUUUCUGUGCUGCAAAGGGAGAUGGGGUGCGGCCGCCUGUUCCCCCCCCGCAGGGUGCGUGGGGCUGACCUUGCUGCUGAGAUUCUGCUGUAACUGAGUCAAAGCUCCUGGCUGGCCCCAAAUCACGGUGCCCUUGAGCACUCACUGCCCACCGCUGCCUUGGUCCUGCUUAAAUUCCAGCCCUGCUCUCCCAGGGAAGCUGUGUCAGGCUUGGAAGGGACAUUUCUGCCCAGAAAGAGGUGUGCUUGCCACACGCUGGAGGGAAAGGAUGUGAUAUUGUUUUUCCUGUCGUGGAUUUUGGGAUUUAAGGGAUGGGUGGGAAAGAAGGGAGAAGGAAGGUAUUUGGAUUUUGCUUUAUAGAGAGGGUCCUGACAGGAGCGAAGGGAUGGUUAAGUCUCACAGGCUGAGAACUCUUUUUUUUAACUUCUGAAUGUUCUCUGUGCCUUAUAUUAUUAAAUUCCUGCCACAGUGUGAGCAACCUGAUGAGUCUGUAAUAAAAAAAUAAUGUUUUGAAACACUGACAAUAAAC
Messenger RNA from Calidris pugnax (ruff), 2411 nucleotides. It is a transcript of the gene SPARC, whose product is annotated as secreted protein, acidic, cysteine-rich (osteonectin). The transcript is spliced from 10 exons. Gene Ontology annotation, biological process: anatomical structure development. Gene Ontology annotation, molecular function: protein binding; extracellular matrix binding; collagen binding. NCBI's taxonomy places the organism in Eukaryota, Metazoa, Chordata, Aves, Charadriiformes, Scolopacidae. The coding region runs from base 167 to 1063 and encodes 298 amino acids. The record is from RefSeq and is a predicted model, not a curated record.